CGACGCACAAUUUGUUUUUAUUUUGGGUGGGUUUUUUUUCUAUCACUUUUGGGUGGAUUUAGCGCUGUCACAGUGAGAAUUUUUGGCGAACAAUUUUUACGAGGCUUUUUCUUGCAUCUAAAGUGUCGAGAAUUCCACGGGGGAAUCGCUCUGGAGCACCAUUGCCACCAGAUCUCUCACACGGAUGUAAAAAUUUGCGGCCGCAACGGGGAAUUCGCUUUGUUUUGUGUGUGCAAAAUUUGCAGAGACGCCUAACCUAAAAACAAUCAAGUGGGGGGGACAGAGUAAAGUUUUGAGACGGAAAAAUUCAGCAGGAAGCGAUUGAAAUCUCUGGUGAAAUGGACGUUCCGGGUGCGGCGGAUACGCUGCAGGGUGUAGCGAUAAAGACGGAGGAGCCCGAUGAGGGUUUAGUUCAGGUGAAACGGGAAUUCCCGGAUGAUGCGGACGGUGGCGUCCGAGCUGAUGGUGGCAUGAAGCGAAAGCCCGCUGAGGAUUUGGUCAACAUUAGUGAUGACGACGAUGAGGAGUUUGCUGGUUUUGACGACAAUGGCUUAUCUGGGGGUGCCGUGGGGCGCUCUUUAGCGGCAAAUCGCAGCAAAAGGGUGAGAAAUUCAGCCCCCAAUAGCGUCCUUGCGACCACAAUAAAGCAAGAGCUACCCGAUGAGGAGGAAAUGCUCCCACAGGGUGGAAGUGCAAAGAAAACCACCCCACAGCGACCAACUGUCAAACUCGAUGAUCCCAUCUACCGGAAACCCUUUGACUACGGAUGGAAGCGUGAGCUUGUCUACAGGGCAGUGGCGGGAAUAAGCAAGGAAAAGGGUGAGGUGUACUACUUCACGCCCACAUCGAAGAAACUUCGCACCCGGACGGAGAUUCAGCAGAACCUUACGCACGAUCUCACCCUGGAUAACUUUACAUUCAUCAAGGAACCUCUGGGCUUGGGUCCGGAAUUUGAGAUUAUCCGGAAUGCAAAAUCCAAUGCUGCCACCAUCAAGAGGGCCUCAAUGGCAAAUGCAGACAGCAAUCCAACACCCGAUAGCCCGCUGGGGAAGAGAAUUCCAAAGCCAAAAGGCCCCAAAGGUGGUUCCCCACCUCCAGCAUCCAUCAGGAUUCUCAACAGAAGCCGUACUUCAGCUAGUUCUCCCCGUUCGCCAUUUGGACGCUCAAUGCAGGUCAAGGAGAAGGAGGAAGUAAAGAUUCAAGCAGCAAAAUCACCUCCACCGAAGGGUACAACUGCAGCCACAUCCGCUGUAACGAAAGCCAAAGGGGAGCCGUGCACAAUCCAGUGCGUGCUCGCAAUGGGAACCAUUCCGCAGCUUCAGUGCAGGAAGUGCCUCUGCCUCUACCACCAUGAGUGUGUGGGUGCCGAAAGGGGUGCUGCUCUCGAUGCCAGGUACAUUUGUCAGGGAUGCCAUGAGGAGGAUAAGGCAAAAGAUCAGAGUACUCAGGGUGGUAGUCCCACGAAGGCGGCAUCGUCGAAGGCAACGAAGAAGGAUGCCUCGGGGAAUCUCGUGACGUGGGUCCCAUCGACGAGUGUCCCAAAGACGCGAUCGCAGGGAAAAGCAGCAGAGGCCACGGAUGAUGCUCCACCACAGACAAUUGCUACAAUUGCCGGGCGGAAGUAUAUAAUUGUUCCACGGACAAAUGUGCUCAAUAUUUCACCUCCCGGUGAGGCAGCAACGGCAAAUGGGGCCCCAUGUGGGACUGAGCAGGAGGAUUCCAAGAAGAGAAAAAUUGAACAACAACCAAUCGUACAGAAUUCAGACAUUCUUCGGGAGGCACCAGCAAAUGUUGGCAAAAUUCCCAAUGAUACCGUGAGAAGUACAAUGCCCGUGGGUGGGGGAAAGAAUAAAAAGGGUGGCAAGGGUGGAGCCACAAAUGCCGUGGCAAAGGGGACGAGCUUCAACUAUUCCCACUACUUCAGGAACGUCGCUGUUGGCUACAAUGUACUCCUUGAGACGUUCCAAUAUUUGAAAGUUAAGGAACUACUUCGGGCAUCGUGCGUGUGCCGCGUGUGGAAUCAAGCCGCCAACCACCCGAGCCUAUGGCGUACGGUGCGCAUGAAGAAUAGCCAGGUGAAUGAUUGGAGUGGAUUUGCGAAUGCCCUCCGUCGUCAUGGGACAACGGGAUUGGAUUUACGUAAGAUGCUCGCACCGAGCAAUAGUGAGGAGAUGUGGGCAAAUUUUUCACGCCACAUUGGUAUUGUGGAUCAUCUUGAGGCCAUAGAUCUCUGCCGAUGCCCCUCGAGUGUUGUGGAGAGUCUCUUUCGCACCAAUACGCAUUUGCGUAUCCUCAAUGCGGUCACCAUUAAGGAUGACGUUGUGGAUCUCGAUGGGGUGGAAAAUCUCGAGCGAUUGGAGGAGUUGCGCCUGAAGCCGGAAAAUUGGGUGGAGAUUAAGAAGGAUCUCACACCAAUGCGCAAUUUGCACUGCUUGCGGCAUUUGGCGUUGACAUUUGUCAAGCAAUUGGGGAAUGCAAAAGUGGAGGUACUUGGGGAAUUGACGGCACUGGAAUCACUUGAGAUUGGUGAGUGCAAUGAUAUUUCGGAGACACUUGCGCGGCAGGUGUUGCCGAAAUUGACACACCUGCAGCGUUUGCGCCUCGAGAAGGGACAAAUGAAUUGCAAUACAUCAGCUAUAUUGGCUGCUGUGGCACCCCUUGAGAGCCUCACGCAGCUUGAACUUGUGAACUUUGACAUCAAGUCGAAGUUUAAUGAGGAAAUUGCCCAAUGUGUGCACAUUAAGAAGCUCCUCAUUAUACCCACGUACAUCUCCCAAUCGGCAACGACGAACAACAUGAUCCUCAGUGGUAUGAUACGCCUCUCGCAGAGCCUACGGUGCUUCACGUGGGUUGUUACGUUGGAACUUCUGCGUGUCACCGAUUUGUACGUGGUGCAGUGCGAUGCGAGUAUGAAGAAGGAGAAACGCGUUCCCGAUGAGAGUAUUCCCAUUCUAAAGCCCGUCCCGGGGAUUCUCGAAGAUGGUGUGGUGACGAGUGGGGGGACACAGUGUCCGGAUGCGCAACAAGUGGAGAUUGUGCCACUGAGUAAAGUUGAGAGUAUCCUACAUACAUAUUUGCCAGAUACAUUCAUUAAGAUUGUCAAGGCGCAAUUCCACACAACAUGGCGUCUCAAUCUCGUUGAACCAACAGCACUACCGUGAAUGCCCAAAUGAUGGCUCUGGAUGAGGGGACUCUGCGUCGAUGGGGAUGAAGAGACAGCUUGAGAGAGGGGCAAAGGAAGGAAAAUUUGUAGUUUUAAAAAAAAUACUGUGGACACUUCUUAUUUUGAUCUUUUAAACGUGUUACAAUGUUCUCCCAGAAAAUAUCACAUCUUCACAACUUAAAAAAAAAGAGUUUUAUUUUUAUAAUCUU
This is a messenger RNA of Lutzomyia longipalpis, 3372 nucleotides long. RefSeq lists its product as uncharacterized. The record is from RefSeq and is a predicted model, not a curated record. The transcript is spliced from 6 exons. Gene Ontology annotation, molecular function: DNA binding; protein binding. The coding region runs from base 339 to 3161 and encodes 940 amino acids. Lineage: Eukaryota; Metazoa; Arthropoda; Insecta; Diptera; Psychodidae.